This is a messenger RNA of Staurois parvus, 292 nucleotides long. NCBI's taxonomy places the organism in Eukaryota, Metazoa, Chordata, Amphibia, Anura, Ranidae. The record is from the annotation of a GenBank genome assembly.
UGCGGGGUCUGGGGAGAGCGGAUAUAGUGAAUGCAUGGUCCGGGGAGAGCGGAUAUAGUGAAUGCAGGGUCCGGGGAGAGCGGAUAUAGUGAAUGCAGGGUCCAGGGAGAGCAGAUAUAGUGAAUGCAGGGGUCCGGGGAGAGCAGAUAUAGUGAAUGCGGGGUCCGGGGAGAGCGGAUAUAGUGAAUGCGGGGUCCUGGGAGAGCGGAUAUAGUGAAUGCGGGGUCCGGGGAGAGCGGAUAUAGUGAAUGCAGGGUCCGGGGAGAGCGGAUAUAGUGAAUGCAGGGUCCGG